Molecule: messenger RNA, 1171 nt
Organism: Entelurus aequoreus (snake pipefish)
Lineage: Eukaryota; Metazoa; Chordata; Actinopteri; Syngnathiformes; Syngnathidae
Gene: fth1b
Product: ferritin, heavy polypeptide 1b
Exons: 5
Coding region: 326-865 (179 amino acids)
Biological process (GO): intracellular iron ion homeostasis; iron ion transport
Cellular component (GO): cytoplasm
Molecular function (GO): ferrous iron binding; ferric iron binding
Source: RefSeq, a predicted model, not a curated record
UUGUUUUACUCCAAUGCGGCCCCGGAUUCAAAAAGUUUGGGGUCCCCUGAUCUUGAUAUUUCCGGUACAUUAGCAAGGCAUCUGUUAAUAUUUAGUUAAAGCUUACAGUUACACGGUUAAUAAAGUUGUUUAGGAGUAGAGAGACCGAAAGACUCCUCCCCUAACUCCACACGUCACCUUUAUACGUCAUAUAGUGGCGCGUCUCGCUCGAGUAGAACAUCUUUGUGGUGCAGGUUAACUCUUUAUUACGUCAGUCAAACAACAGUAGGUGAACGAAGUACGCUAACGAGCCACAAGGACUUCCAUUUAUUUAGUCAACUCAGAAAUGGCUUCCCAAAUCCGUCAAAACUUUCACCAGGACUGCGAGGCUGCCAUUAACAGACAGAUAAACCUUGAACUUUAUGCCUCCUAUGUGUACUUCUCGAUGGCAUACUAUUUUGAAAGGGAUGAUAUAUUCCUACCAAAUUUUGCCAAGUUUUUUAGUGGCCAGUCAAAAGAGGAGCGUGAGCACGCCGAGAAGCUGAUGACUUUCCAGAACAAGAGGGGAGGCAGGAUUUUUUUACAGGAUAUUAAGAAACCUGAGCGAGAUGAAUGGGGCACCAGCCUGGAGGCGUUGGAGUGUGCUUUGCAGCUGGAGAAGAGUGUAAACCAAUCCCUGCUGGAGCUACAGGAAAUGGGCACACAGCACAACGAUCCUCAUCUGUGUGACUUCAUUGAGACUCACUAUCUGGAUGAGCAGGUCAAGUCCAUCAAGCAGCUUGCUGACUGGAUCUCCAACCUGCAGCGCAUGGGAGCACCACAGAACGGCAUGGCUGAGUACCUCUUUGACAAACACACCAUGGCUGAGGAGGCCAGUCAAACAUAAGCAGAUGAUUUUAAAUCAAUCUCCUCUCCUCAAUCAAAACAGCUGUUAUUUGGAGAGCACAAAGCCAUAAAAUGCUAGCACUUAUUGACUAGUACUGUAUUCUGCUGACGUGCGUCACUAAAAGGUUUAAAAGCAUUCCAAAUGAAUCAAAAUGAACAUUUGCAACCAUCCUACUGUCACUAUUUGCAUUUUUGGUGAAUUUAGUGUGAGAAAAUUGUUCGAUCCUUUUCACUGUAUGUCUGGAAUCAUGCACUUUGAGAGAGAGCCACUAGAUGGCAGUAGAUAUAAUAAAUUACUAAGACAUCA